AUGCCACAGCAUGUCGAGACUACAGUACAGCCUGAAGCAGCACAGGUAGCGAUACCGCUUUGGCAGACGAAUGUUCCAGGCUACUUGGAUGACAUGCCUAAUGAAGCUGCCGAGAUGGUGACUUCAGUCAGACCAAGCAGAGUUGCAAACACUCUAGUCCCUAAUGUGGUGCUGAAGUAUCCGAACGGGUUGCCAGCCACACAAUACGGGUACCCCGAGGUCAGUGGUCGACACAACAGCGCGGAUGGAGGAUGGGAGGAUAUGUCAGAUUGCAGCUUUGCGUAUUCACAUGAGAGUUCGGCGUACGGUGGAGGAACGAGCGAUUUCGGUUGA
Aureobasidium uvarum is the source of this 333-nucleotide messenger RNA. The record is from the annotation of a GenBank genome assembly. NCBI's taxonomy places the organism in Eukaryota, Fungi, Ascomycota, Dothideomycetes, Dothideales, Saccotheciaceae.